GGAAACAUCAAGAAAAAGCAUUAUAAAUGAUGGCAGAUCACGGUGCCCCAUGUGAUGGGCAGGAGGCCACCUAUUGCAUGAAUAGUGGGACAUGCUACAAAAUACCUUCUAUGAAUACACUCUCCUGUGUGUGCAAUGAAGAUUACAAAGGCAGCAGAUGUGAGCAGUUUCAGCUCCCGAGCAAGUUCAGCAACGCAGGGGAGGCAGGGUUAAUUGCAGCCGUGGUCAUUGUUGCCCUCCUCAUCUUAGUGGUGCUGGCAGUUGUUAUCUACUAUGUACGCAGGAUGUUGAAAGCCAAGCAACAGAGCCAACAGAGCAACCAGCAGCUGUACUGGAGAGUAAAACCAAGAGUAUAACCUCUCUUGUGGUGUACAUUUUGUUUUCUCUUUUGGUUCUGUGUUGGAUGGGAUGAUGAAAUAAUUAUAUGAUGACUAUGAAAGACCAAAUAGAUGGGAGGAAAACUGCUGCGCUGACUUUAACUAAAGUCAAGGCAGGUGAAGAGCUGACAGCUGAUUAAUCGUUUCAUGAGAUUUAUGGAUUCCAUGCAGUUUGCUACAGAAAGGUGUAAUUCAUUAGCGCGCGCACACGCACACACACGCACGCAUGCACGCACGCACGCACACGCGCACACACACACACACACACACACACAUAGAAACAGGGUGUGAAACAAGUGUGAGUGGGAGAGAGUUGAAUCACACCUUGCACAGUUGCCUUUUUAACACAUCUAAGAAGUUGGCACUGUUGUUACUCAUGUUAAAACACAUUUCAAUCUAUGUGCUUUGCUCUGGAUUUACAAAGCAUAGUUGGACUAUGUAAAAACUAUUUUGUGAAAUACUAUUCAAAAUACUGAAUAGUAAAGAAUUAUAAAACAACCCCUUGUAUAAAUGAAUGAAUAUGCUCAAUAUGCCAUUAGUAAAUAUUUUGUAAUUGUGUAAAUAUAUGCAAUGAUCCCUACUGAAUCAUUUGACUGUGUGAUUUCUUGUGGGAGACUACACACACAUACACACACGUUUGCAUUUGUAUUCUUGAGAGGUUCCUGAAUGACCAGUCAUUCCUUAGCCUCUAAACUAAACCAUCAUCACUUCAUUCCUAACCUCAGCCUGUAGCCUGUUCUUAAUCUUAUCCGAAAUCUAAUCUUGACCCUAAACCAUAAUUACCCCUUGAAGAAGUCAGGACUGUUCAGAAUGACCUCACGUUUUAAACAUGUCUUCACUCUGCGGUUCUAAAACACACUGGCCUCUCACAAAGCUGGACAUGCAGGAACACACACUCUCUCUCACACACACACACACACACACACACACACACACACACACACACACACACACACACACACACACACAGCAAACUUAGAAAUACACUGUGUGUGGGAGUCUGUAUAAUUAGCUUAUCCCAAGCCAUUCAUCAGUCCCCUUAAAUCUAAAAACAGGGGCACAGGAGAUCCCAGGAGUUUUCUAAUGAGAAUGGUGGCAUCAAGUCUGCUUCAGUUCAGCUAGCUUAGAAGAGGAAUUAAAACUCGUUGGACUGCAUUGCCAAUAGUUUGCUAGUCUUUCUGUUUUGAGGGACUUCCAGUAUUCUCACACAGUUGCAGCCAACUGUGGAGGAAAAACAAACUAAACUCUGGACAGCUGACAGCUUAGUUACUCCCGAACAUUCUUGUCACCAUCAAGGCAGUAAAUUCUGGAAAUGUUCUUGUUUUGUCAAAUUCAAAGACGAACUCAAGAUUGUACUUGUCGCUGAAGUCACUUUUAACAAAGGCAUUGUAUAAAAGUGAUUAUGAAAGCUGGCACAGCAGUGAGUACAUUGUAAAAAUGUCAUCUUAUAUUUUUGUUUUGAUUAUUGACAGUGCAACAGCAUUACAUCAACACAAAGCAGGGUUUUUCCAAAAGCAUGUCAAGAUGCUAUGAGGAAAUAUCUAGGCAGGGUGGGCCCUAAAAGGUCACUGCAUGUGACGUACAAACUUUGAAGCUGUAGCAUGCUGCUUUAAAUAGCACCCAAUUCUUUCCACUGUGUAUGAAAUGUAUUUGUAAGUCUAAAUAUUUUAAAAAGGUACGGGAGUGUUCUGUUAGCGUUUAAUGGAAGAGCUGCAUUCCUUCUGUAUAAAGCCAAUAAACUGAUAUCACAGGUCA
Molecule: messenger RNA, 2132 nt
Organism: Seriola dumerili (greater amberjack)
Lineage: Eukaryota; Metazoa; Chordata; Actinopteri; Carangiformes; Carangidae
Gene: nrg4
Product: neuregulin 4
Exons: 4
Coding region: 27-356 (109 amino acids)
Biological process (GO): positive regulation of cell population proliferation; epidermal growth factor receptor signaling pathway; positive regulation of mitotic nuclear division
Source: RefSeq, a predicted model, not a curated record